AUGAACACGCUAUCAGAAUACAAAAGAAUAAAGCAAGCUGUUUUCGAUAAAAACAAAUUUAAUUUAAAAAAAAAAUAUAUACAAAAUGAAAAGGUUCGAAAUAAUAUAGUAGAAAAUGUUUAUAACCAUUGUUUAUAUGAGGUUUCAAAAAAUAAUUAUAAAGAAAAACAGGAUAGGGGACAUAACAAUAUUGUGAGAGGUUUGAGGAAUGAAUUCUUCGAUCCUGUUUUUAGAGGCCAUACUAAUUUUAGUAAAGAAAAUACAAGCAGUAUAGAAAGUUUGAAAAAUUUAAGAUGUACUAAUGAAUCCAAUAAUAGUGACACUACUAAUGAUGAUAGGAGUGAAAGGAAUGUCAAACGGGGUUGUGAAUUAGUUGAUGAGGAGUAUUUGGAUUUUUCUGCACAACAUCGGAAUAAUGAGAAAAAUGCUACUGGAAUUGUGAAAUAUGAAUACUGCUAUAUAUGCGAAAUAGGGAAGCCAUGUUUUUGUAUGGAUGAAAAUUAUGACAAUGAUAAAGAAAUUGGUGAUUGGCAUAAUACAAAUAUAAAGUCAAAUGUUCAUUCGAAUUUAAAAGACAUAUCAUAUAUAAUGGAAAAAAUUCAGUCUACCAAAAAAAAGCAAGAAGAAACACCAAUUAAUAAGAAAAAUAAUUUAACAAGUAAUUCUCCUGGAAAGAAGAAAAGUGAAAAAAAAAAUUCUAAGAAAGUUUUGAGCAUUUACGAAAGAUUCUAUCGUGACAAGAUAAAAAUCGUCAAAGACAAAUUAUCUAACUUAAGAAAUGGGACAGAAGUAUUAGAUGAAGAACUUAAUAUGGAUUAUAAAUCUAUAAAUGAUUAUGAGAAGGAUGAGAAUUUUAUGAUAGAUAGAAUGGAAGCUCUAAAAAAUAUGGAAAGAAAGCAUUUAGAGCUGUUGUCAGUGUUGCUAUAUGAGCACAAAGAAUUGGCAGACCAUAUUUUAUGA
Molecule: messenger RNA, 960 nt
Organism: Plasmodium vinckei vinckei
Lineage: Eukaryota; Apicomplexa; Aconoidasida; Haemosporida; Plasmodiidae
Product: conserved Plasmodium protein, unknown function
Exons: 11
Coding region: 1-960 (319 amino acids)
Source: RefSeq, a predicted model, not a curated record